AGUGGCAAACACGGUGGUGCUCAUGGCCGACACGACAGGAGGGAUUACUACCAGUCGGAUUACAGCGAUUAUUCGGCCAGCAGCACCAGGUCAGACAAUUACAAAGGCGCCCACAAGUCCGUGCGAUUCACCGAGCCGGCGGCCGCCCAGCCGGCCUCUGCGCAGCCGGCGGCACUGCUGGAGCUCGACAAGAAGCUCUCGGGCAUGCAGAAGGAUUUCGCCCAGCAGCUCCAGGGCAUCAGCGAAAAGGAGACCGAGAAGUUCGAUCUAAUUUUUGCUAUACUGACGGAUCUGCAGUCGGGCCAGGCGCAGCUGGAGGAGUCCAUCAGGGACAUCAAGAAGCAUGUCAGUGGUGUUCAGAACAUGCCGCUGAACCAUGGCCAUUUCAACGCAAGCAGCAGUGGCGGCCCUUUCCAGUAUGGUCAGAUGGACGGUGUGAUGGGCCCGCAAAUGGGUCCAGAGAUGGGCGGCCAGCAGAUCGUCGUCCAGCCCGAUGGGAGCCAGGCCGUUUUCAUGCCGAUGCCUCAGGUGAUGGUCAUGCAGUCUCCCACUGGUGGCAUGAUGCAGUCUCCCACGGGUGGCAUGAUAAUGCAGCCCAUGCAGCCGAUGCAGCAGCAGAUGGUGCAGUUUGUCGGCCAGGGCCCCGUCGGCCAGGAGAUGGGCGCCGCCUUCGGGAGCUGCGAGGCCGCGACCGGGGAGCAGUGUGUGGACGGCAGCGAUGGGAAGAUGCCUGAUACCGGCAAGCACGAGGGAAGCGACGCUGACUCGAUCGAGACCCCGACGACUGGCAUCUCGGAGUGAGGUGGCCUCCCAGAAGCGGCAGGGCAUCUUUGGAUGCAGAGACUCGGCCACCCCAGCAAAGGUGGAGGCGCUUUCCUCGUGGGGGUGUCAAUGCCCUCCCUUUGGUGGAGCGGCCAAGAUUUUGGCAUUCCAAACCGUGCUCACUCGUAUUACCUCCACCAUCUGGGCCUCGGAGGGGAGUGGGCGGGCUGCGCGAGGUUUUUGUGCCAUCGAUCGAGCCUGCCGCGCGACCGGGCCUCGGCCGUUCCGAUUGCCAGGCUCGUCGACGCUGCGAUGGCGAGCGCGUGAUCGGGCGGCGAAGCGUGGCGUGCGGCUGCCAUCUGCGAGACACUGGAUGAAUGGCAGAACACAGGGUCUCCGUCUGGGAGCCUUCAUCUGGGUGUGCAGCAGGUGCGUGCAAAUAGAAAGCUGGCCGGCCAGCACGUACCC
Prorocentrum cordatum is the source of this 1230-nucleotide messenger RNA. Lineage: Eukaryota; Dinophyceae; Prorocentrales; Prorocentraceae. The record is from the annotation of a GenBank genome assembly.